This is a messenger RNA of Chiloscyllium plagiosum (whitespotted bambooshark), 1141 nucleotides long. Lineage: Eukaryota; Metazoa; Chordata; Chondrichthyes; Orectolobiformes; Hemiscylliidae. The record is from RefSeq and is a predicted model, not a curated record.
GACGAAACGUUUGCAACAAAAACUUCCAGCUGGGCGAACAGAACCACAGCAAGAAACAACAUUUGCCAAAUAUGGAAAGACACAUAUCCAAGCUAAUCUGGAAGAUGAACUGGUGAAGGAGGCAUUGAAAACAGGCGUGGAUCUGAGGCAUUACUCCAAACAGGUCGAGACCGAAUUACAGCACAUCGAACAUGCCUCCGUCAAGGACUACAUUAAGGAAAGUCAGAACAUUGCAAGUCUGCACAAUCAGAUCACAGCCUGUGAUACCAUCCUGGAGCGGAUGGAGCAGAUGCUCAGCAUGUUCCAGUGCGACCUCAGCAGUAUCAGCUCAGAGAUCCAGACCCUGCAGGAGCAGUCCAUCACCAUGAACAUCAAGCUGAAAAAUCGCCAGUCUGUGCGCAGCGAGCUGAGCCAAUUGGUCGAUGAGCUCGUCAUUCCGAACUCCAUGAUCACAACUAUUCUGGAGACGCCUGUGACUGAGCAGCAAUUUGUGGAGCAACUGCACGAACUCAAUAACAAGAUCAACUACGUGAAGGAGCAGUCCUUUAAGGAAACGCUGGCUUGUUCAGAUGUGCAGGAUACCCUGGACCGGCUGAAGAUUAAGGCUGUCUCGAAGAUCCGGGAAUAUAUUCUCCAGAAGAUCUACUCCUUCCGGAAGCCGAUGACAAACUACCAGGUUCCUCAGAAUGCGCUGCUCAAGUACAGGUUUUUCUACCAGUUCCUGCUCGCAAACGAGCGGCAUGUGGCCAAGGAGAUCCGAGAUGAGUACGUUGACACCAUGAGUAAGAUCUACUUCUCCUACUUCAAGUCGUACAGCAGCCGGCUGAUGAAAGUGCAGUACGAAGAGGUCGCUGACAAAGAUGACCUGAUGGGUGUCGAGGACACUGCAAAGAAAGGCUUCUUCUCCAAACCGUCACUGAAGAAUCGCAACACCAUUUUUACCCUGGGGAACCGAGGCAACGUUAUCGCAUCAUCAGAACUGGAAGCACCCAUCAUCGUGCCUCACGCAGCUCAGAAGAGCGACAUUCGGGUAAGCGUGCUUCGUGUCAAGUCAGGGAUUUGUAAGGAGCUGCGAGUGGUGGACCUCCUGUUAGCCAUGUCCUCCCCGCACCUCUCUGUGCAGCACCAGAGCACGUUCUGA